Anguilla rostrata (American eel) is the source of this 4398-nucleotide messenger RNA. Its product is annotated as voltage-gated potassium channel subunit beta-3-like. The transcript has 14 exons. NCBI's taxonomy places the organism in Eukaryota, Metazoa, Chordata, Actinopteri, Anguilliformes, Anguillidae. Gene Ontology annotation, biological process: potassium ion transport; regulation of potassium ion transmembrane transport; transmembrane transport. Gene Ontology annotation, molecular function: voltage-gated potassium channel activity; potassium channel regulator activity; transmembrane transporter binding. The record is from RefSeq and is a predicted model, not a curated record. The coding region runs from base 2549 to 3838 and encodes 429 amino acids. Gene Ontology annotation, cellular component: membrane; cytoplasm; voltage-gated potassium channel complex.
UUUAUUGUUAUAGGGAAUAUUUGGAUACAUAGAUGCUCUUGAGGGUUAUGCAUUAUGUGUUUUUGUGCCAUGGGUUUUUUUUUUUUUGUUUGUUUUUGUUUUACCUAUCUCAGAUAUCAGUGUUAUACAGCAUAUUGAGGUAAAGGGUUUUCCUGCACAGCGCUUGGUCUUAUCUUCAAUGGCAAUACAAGUGUGGCUUUUUCCUGAAAACAUUGCAUGAAGCUUGAUUUUGUUGUUGUCAAAGGGAUGGACAGAGAUGAAGUCCCAAUACAAAUGUUAUGUAUUGAUCAUUUUAUAUGUAGGCCUUGUCAAAAUACAAAUGACAAUUCCCUUCAUUUUGGACAUUUUUUAUAGAUGAUAAGGAAUUGAACGACAGCACAUGGAGUGUAUUGAGCAUUUGUGUGGCUGGGGUGCCAUUGCCAUGUCUAAAUCUUAAAUGUUUACAACAUGCUACGCUACAGCAUAUUUGAUACUCUUCCCUAAAGAGAGUUAUCCUUAUGUUCUGGGUGUCAUGAGAGGUUGCUGGUUGUGGCAGAGAGGUCGAGGUGAAUACAUUAUGUCUAUUCUUUUCCUUCGUGCACAUUUCUCCUAUUUUAAUCCCAACUCGUCAAUUCCCCAUUGCGACGGUUUCACUGUGAAUACUAACUGCACUAUCUCAUUCGCUGAGUAGAGGCAAGAUGGGUUAAGCAACGUCGCGCUCCACUGCAUACUUGUGUUUCUAUGCAGGCAACGGGGAGGUGGGGAAGAGCCAGGGAGGGGGUUGUAGAUGUAGAAAGGGAAAGGAAGAGGAGGUAAAGUGAGAGUGACAGAGAAAAAGGGGGAGGGAGAAUAAACCGCAGGCUGGUGUGUUCAUUGAAAAGGGAGUGGUCCUUAUUACAAUAAUAAUUUUGCCGUUUGUGGGUGCAUGUACAGAAGAAGGCUGCUGUACACAAGCCAUCACAGUUAACGUUCCAUUUGUAGCGCGCGCGCGUCUGUGUGCGCGAGCGUGCGGGAGAGCUCGUUUCGCUGUCUAGAAGGCGAUUCCGUUCGCGCAACCAGAAAGCGAGGGAAGCAGCGUGCGUUUGAGUAUAGCAUUGGACACUGGAUGUUGGAAUCUAUCUAUCCUGAAUAUUUGGAAUGUGGUGAUUCUUCGCCAAUUCACCACAAGAGAGAUUCUCUUGCAUCAGAAAAGGACAGAGAGGGAAAGCGGCAAUCAGAAGCAAGCAGGUGCUUUCCGAUAUCACCGGUGUUUUUUUCGUCGUGCCUUCGUGUUUGAGCCCAGCUGAAGAGCAGUGGAGUUGAGCUUUUUCCUCUGGAUCUGGGGAAAACUACCAAGAUUGUUAAUAGGAAAUCAGCUAUUUUAAAUCACUGACACAAAGAGGUUGUGCGUCUAUCAGUUAGUUCAAUUAAUAUUAAAUUAAUGACAGUUAGCUGUAUAUUGGUUGUUGUGGAUUGGCGUUUUACAUUGGAUAUAAGCAGAAGGAACUCGCAGUUCUCGGUUGUAAAUGGGUUAACAAUGGUAACUGAUCAUAAAAAUAAGAACGGCAAGAGUCAUUCUUGCGGUGACUGUUGCCGGGGGCAGUGCCAGUUCUCCGUAGCAUGUGAUUGAGCAGCGCAGUGUCAGGAAGCGUUACCGCUGUGUGUGCGAGUUCUUGUGUAUGUGUGUGAAAGGGAGUUUGUUGUGUGUUAGGACAUGCAUGUAAGCCCACCGCCUGUGUGUGGUUGGCCAUUGUAAGUUCGUCUCAGCGCUGUCUUUAAGAGCAGUCAGUCAGUGCGCAUUUGGUACACGACAGGGGAUCGGCUCGGUGCAAGGAGAAUUCCGUGGAUCUGUCCGUGUCACCGGUGCAGCGCGCGCUGUGGAAGUCAGUCUGGCCGUCCACUAAGUCAGUGUUAGGAUGAGUCAGAUGAUUGUGUGCAGAAUUGUGGUAUAGCAAGGCACUGUUUUAGUAGUCAGUCUGUUUGUUAGCAAGUUGUCACGUUCCAAAUCCCUGGCUAUCCUUGUCUUUUCUCUUUGAGCUUGCUUGAGCAGCAAUGUGUUCAAGCAUAGUGACCACAAGGGGUUAAUCUCCAUGCCAGCUCGCUCAGUGAAGACACAGUGGGACUGGCAGUCCGGGGGCUGUGGUCCCUGAGGUUGUCAUUGGAACGGCCACUACAGGGGUGCAGCUCCGCCAACUCAUAUCCAGACAUGGCUGUCUGCGCCAGUUCUCAUCAGGCAAGCAUAGGCAUGCCGGUGUAGAGGCCCAGCCCUGUGAGCCCGCAAACAUCUGAACGCCAUAGCUCACAGCACCUCGUCUACUCAGACAGCACCUGUGUGUGCCAGGUUGCAGAAGCUUGGACCCGUGCCACCUUGACAACUGUAGCACUACCAGUUAAGAGGCAGCCCAGCGUGCCAGUUUGGACUCUUUCCCUGACAGGAGAACACGCGCCUGCAGCGCGUAGGCCGGACCGCCCAGGCGCCACCCCCCUUUCGGAAAGGAGCAGGGGCGGCAGCCCAGCCGGGAAGGGGCCGGGGGGGAGGGGGUCAUAGUGCCACACUGUCCCGUCCUCAGGGGAGCGUGAGAGAGUCAGGAUGCAGGUGUCCAUCGCCUGCACGGAGCACAACCUGAAGAGCCGGAGCAGCGAGGACCGGCUCUGCGGGCUUCGCACCGUCCCGCCGGGAGGGGGCUGCCCCAGCGGGGGAGGAGGCGGGGGAGGCGGGGGUGGCGGAGGAGGUGGCGGCGGAGGGGGUGGAGGCGGAGGAGGCCAGGGGGGAAAUGGCCACCACACGUCCCAGGGGCAGACCAAGUCGAGGGCGGCGGUGGCCACGCGGACCGCCACCCAGGGACACGCCCACAUGAAGGAGACCAUCGGGCGGCACAGCAGCAUGAAGUACAGGAAUCUGGGGAAGUCAGGCCUGAGAGUAUCCUGUCUGGGACUUGGCACCUGGGUGACCUUUGGCUCCCAAAUCUCAGAUGAAAUGGCAGAGAACCUGAUGACCAUUGCUUAUGAAAAUGGUGUGAACCUCUUUGACACUGCUGAGGUAUAUGCUUCUGGAAGGGCUGAAAUCACCCUGGGAAACAUCAUUAAGAAGAAAGGAUGGAGACGAUCCAGCUUCGUAGUGACCACUAAAAUCUACUGGGGAGGACAGGCGGAGACAGAGAGGGGGCUGUCCAGAAAGCACAUCAUUGAAGGCCUGAGGGGCUCCCUGUCCCGUCUGCAGCUGGAGUAUGUGGACAUCGUAUUCGCCAACCGCACUGAUGUCAACAGCCCCAUGGAAGAGGUGGUGCGAGCCAUGACCUUCGUCAUCAACCAGGGCAUGGCCAUGUACUGGGGCACCUCUCGCUGGAGUGCCAUGGAGAUCAUGGAGGCCUACUCCGUUGCGCGGCAGUUUAACCUGAUACCCCCAGUGUGUGAGCAGGCUGAGUACCACUACUUCCAGAGGGACAAAGUGGAGGUUCAGCUACCCGAACUCUACCACAAGAUUGGUGUUGGUGCAAUGACCUGGUCCCCCUUGGCGUGUGGACUGAUCACUGGGAAGUACAGUGAUGGGGUUCCAGACUGCUCACGUGCUGCAAUGAAGGGGUACCAGUGGCUGAAGGAGCGCGUUAACAGUGAGGAGGGGCGCAGACAGCUGGCCAAGAUUAAAGAGCUCCACCUGCUGGCUGACCGACUGGGCUGCACUGCUGCACAACUGGCCAUUGCUUGGUGUCUGCGCAGCGAGGGAGUGAGCUCUGUGUUGAUGGGCGUCUCCAACACUGACCAGCUUCUAGAGAACCUGGGCUCUAUACGGAUCCUGUCUCAGAUGACGCCACAGACGGUGAACGAGAUGGACUCACUCCUGGGAAACAAGCCGCACUCCAAGAAGGAGUCGCGUGCGUGAGGAGCAGGAGGCGCAGAGGCGGAAAGAGAGAGAGAGAGGGAGAGAGGAGCUGAAGGAGAGGGAGGAACAACCGAAGAGUGAGAGGACGUAUCGUCCUUUUUCCGCCUUCUUUAUUAGCAAAUCGCAUGUUUUUUUCAACAUCGCGCUUCCAGUAACCAGCUGCACAUCUACUUAUAUCAUGUAUGUAUAUGAAGAAAAAUAAACCAACGGAUGUUCUAGCUGAAGCAUUGAAAGGACACACAAAAAAGAUGGUGAAAUAAAAUCUAAGUAUUCCUAUUUUUCCAGAUGAGAGACUGAGAAUGGGGGAGGGAGCAGGGCAGUGACUGGGAAGUAAUGUCCUCCAGCUUCUUAUUUCCCAGUUUCCAAGAGGCUCCCCCAGAACUCAAACACAAUAUCUUAAUUCCUUUCUUGUGUCUGUACGCAUGUCCCUUUAAGAAUGACAAAUGUUGGGGGGGAGGGUGCUACUUUGUCAUUGGCCAAUCAUACGAUGGAAGAAAAGCAGCAUGCACUCUACAGCAGCCUGGCUUUGAGAAGAAGAAAAAAAAGGCACUUGAAUGGAA